AUGUUUCACUCUUCCUUCUUGUUUUUUUCUCAGAACUUGUACCAGAACAGGUUUCUCGGGCUUGCAGCUAUGGCCUCUCCAUCUCGCGCAUCUCAGGGCAGGCGGCGAUGUAAGGACCCGAUUCGGCACAGUUUCAACCCUGAGCAGUUCCCCAAUGUGGACUUUCAGAACGGCGUACCGGAGGAGCUGGCGGCAGCCGUACUGCGCUCCACCAGCGACACCGACCUCGUGACCUCUCACUGCCGCUCCACCCUCACCGUCAGCACCUCCAGCUACACCAUCGGCCAGACGCAGGACAUCACCCUCAGCUGGGACAUCAAGGAGGAAGUGGAUGCGGGUGACUGGAUUGGCAUGUACCUCAUUGAUGAGGUUCUGUCAGAGAACUUUCUGGACUACAAGAACAGAGGUGUGAACGGCUCCCACAAAGGUCUGAUUGUCUGGAAGAUUGAGGCCAGCUCAUACUUCGUAGAACCGGAGACUAAGAUCUGUUUUAAAUAUUAUCAUGGAGUGAGUGGAGCCCUGCGGGCCACAACGCCAUGUGUGACCGUGAAGAACCCCUCCGCACCGGUGUUUAAGCCGGUGGCCACAGAUGACUUACCUCAGAGUCGAGGCAGCAGAAGACUCAUCAGCUUCUCUCUCUCAGAUUUCCAGGCCACUGGGCUAAAGAAAGGCAUGUUCUUUAACCCCGACCCCUACCUGAAGAUUGCCAUCCACCCCGGCAAGCACAGCAUCUUCCCUGCCCUGCCUCACCACGGCCAGGAGAAGAGAUCAGGCAUCGUCUGCAAUACCAUUAAUCCUGUUUGGCAGAGGGAGCGCUUUAAUUUUGUGUCUCUGCCCACCGAUGUGUUGGAGAUCGAGGUUAAAGACAAGUUUGCCAAAAGCCGACCCAUCAUAAAGCGUUUCUUGGGCAAGCUGUCUAUGCCGGUGCAAAGAUUACUGGAGAAACAUGCGAUCGGUGAUCGAGUGGUCAGCUACACUCUGGGUCGGAGACUUCCAACUGAGCAUGUCAGUGGGCAGCUGCAGUUCAGGUUUGAGAUUACAUCCUCCAUCCAUCCAGAUGACGAGGACAUGUCUCUCAGUACAGAGCAACCAUUGGCUGCAGCAGAAGCUCAAGUCCAGCCUCAGGCAGAAGACACCAUGAGUUUGGACCAGGGGGCCCCAGAGUUGCCUUUAGAUGAAGAAACGGCUUCUGUGGAGAUGCCCAUGGACGUUGAAUCAGCCGAAGCUGAAGCUGCAGAGGAAGAGCCUUUAGAGGAAGAGCAGCAGAUGCAUCCGGAGCAGCAGGAGGAAGCAGCAGCAGCCGAGAGCCCAGAACAAAUGGAGCAAGAAGAGACCAAUGUUGAAGUGGAAGAGACGGCCCGAGAAGAGGCAGAAAAUGAUAGUGCCUUUGCCGAAGGCCCUGCAGAGUCUUCAGGAGAUCCUGCUGGAGUCGAAGAGGAGGCCAUCUCAGAACAGCAACCAGUUUCAGAAGAACCAGAUGUGGAUAUAGAGGAAGGCUGCUCGCUGAGGAUCAGAACCACACCGAGAAGGAAGCCGCGGCCUUGUUCCCUACCCGUGUCUGAGCUGGAGACAGUCAUCGCUUCAGCCUGCGGUGAACCGGAGACGCCACGCUCCCAUUACAUCCGAAUCCACCACCUGCUGCACGGCCUCCCCUCCUCCCAGCCUCAACCAGGAGACGUGGCUGGACCUGAACCCGACCGGCCACCGGGCGUAGAAGAACAAGAGGAAGACGAGGAAGAGGGUGCGACCCUUGAGCCUCACACUUUAACACCCAAUGGCCCUCGCAGGACGCUGCCCCGCAGCCGCUCACACGAGCGCCUCUCUGACCUCAUUCAGAUGCUUGAUGGAGAUGGGCAGCCGCUCGGGGCUGAGGGACAAACCACAGGUCAAAGGUCAUCAGGAGAAAGCGAGUGCGAUUUGAGCCCGGUGCCGUGCUCCAGUCACAUGGUGCAGAGGGCCUCGGGCCCCGUGCGGGCGCCGUCUCUAGACAGCACACGGCGGUCAGAGAGCACUGUGUUUUCCUCACAGGAUGAUGAGGAUGAGAUGGACAGAGUGAAUGGCAUUCUGGGAUUGGAGGCAGAGACAGGACAGGGCGCUAAGAGCCGGGAGCCAGGGGACGGGAGCUGUCAGUGGGAGGAGGCACCGGAUAGUCACGUCCAGAGCCCCCACGGCAUUAUGGGUAACGGAGAAUCACCUGUAGCUGGACCAAGCAGCAGAAGAGAAUGUCCUUUGCCUUGUAAUCAUCCUGCAGUGAACCAGCUGCCCGCCCUGCGGCCCGACCCACAUCACUAUCCCACCAUAGACGAGCCGCUGCCACCGAACUGGGAGGCCCGUAUUGACAGUCACGGUCGUGUGUUCUAUGUGGAUCACAUUAACCGGACCACCACUUGGCAACGGCCAACGUCCGCAGCAACGCCGGAUGGCCUGCGCAGGUCUGGUUCCGUCCAACAGAUGGAGCAGCUCAACAGGAGGUACCAGACCAUCCAGAGGACGAUGGCCACAGAGAGGAGAGAGGAGGAGUCAGGCAGCCCCCGCAACGAGAGAACAGCCAACACUGAGACAGACUCGCCUCCACAGACAGCCGAGUUGAGGAGAGACACUCCGUGUUCUCCGGGUCACUGUCAGAAGAUCACGUUACUGCUGCAGAGUCCAGCAGUCAAAUUCAUCACUCACCCCGAGUUCUUCACUGUUCUCCACGCAAAUUAUGGAGCGUAUCGUAUGUUCACAAACAGCUCGUGCCUGAAACACAUGGUUCUAAAGAUCAGGCGUGAUGCCCGAAACUUUGAGCGGUACCAGCACAACCGUGACCUGGUGACCUUUUUAAAUAGGUUUGCUGAUGCUCAGCUGGAGCUGCCGCGGGGCUGGGAGAUCAAAACAGACCCGCAGGGGAAGUCGUUCUUUGUAGACCACAACAGCCGUGCCACAACCUUCAUUGAUCCCAGGAUCCCCUUGCAAAACGGCAGAUUGCCCAACCACCUGACACACCGCCAGCACCUGCAGAGAUUACGCAGCUACAGCGCCGGAGAGGCAUCUGAGGUGUCGCGCACCCGAGGGGUGUCCUUGUUAGCCAGGCCUGGAAACAGCCUGGUAGCAUCCAUACGAAACCAAAGCCAGCAGGAGCCAGUGCCAUCAGCAUACAAUGAUAAGAUUGUAGCGUUUUUACGGCAACCAAACAUCUUUGAAGUGCUACAGGAACGGCAGCCGAGCCUGGCGAGGAAUCACUCGCUCAAGGAAAAGGUGUAUCACAUCCGCACCGAAGGCACACAGAGACUGGAGAAGCUAUCGUGUGAUGCUGACCUGGUCAUGCUGUUAAGUUUGUUUGAGGAGGACAUCAUGUCUUACGUUCCUCUCACAUCAUUUCACCCGGGGUUCAACUUCUCUCCCCGCUGCUCUCCUGGUUCCUCUCCUCAGAACUCUCCUGGGACCCAGAGGGCUCGGGCACCAGCGCCCUACCGCAGAGAUUUUGAAGCCAAACUGCGCAACUUCUACAGGAAGCUGGAGGCAAAGGGCUAUGGGCAAGGACCCGGCAAGAUUAAAUUGAUCGUCAGAAGAGAUCAUCUGUUGGAAGGAACAUUUAACCAGGUCAUGGCCUACUCCCGGAAAGAGCUCCAGAGAAACAAGCUGUACAUUACCUUUGUUGGAGAGGAAGGACUGGAUUACAGCGGUCCAUCGCGGGAGUUUUACUUCCUGCUAUCUCAGGAGCUGUUUAACCCUUACUAUGGCCUGUUUGAAUACUCUGCUAACGACACAUACACUGUCCAGAUCAGCCCCAUGUCUGCUUUUGUGGAAAACCAUUUGGAAUGGUUUCGUUUUAGCGGUCGCAUUCUUGGCCUGGCUUUGAUUCAUCAGUAUUUGUUGGACGCCUUCUUCACCCGCCCGUUUUAUAAAGCUCUUCUCAGACUAGCCACGGAUCUCAGUGAUCUUGAGUACCUGGAUGAGGAGUUUCAUCAGAGCUUACAGUGGAUGAAGAAAAAACACAUCACAUAUACCACAUCCAACCUCAACUAGGAAGUGUUCGGACAGGUGACUGAGCGGGAGCUGAAGUCCGGUGGGACAAACGUGCAGGUGACGGAGAAGAAUAAGAAGGAAUAUAUCGAGCGGAUGGUGAAGUGGAGGGUGGAGCGCGGUGUCGUCCAGCAGACGCAGGCUCUGGUCCGGGGCUUUUACGAGUUGACUCACUCCCGUCUGGUGUCUGUGUUUGAUGCCAGAGAGCUGGAGCUGGUUAUUGCAGGAACAGCAGAGAUUGAUUUAAAUGACUGGAGAAACAACACAGAGUACAGAGGAGGUUAUCACGAUGGGCAUAUUGUGAUCCGGUGGUUCUGGGGUGCGGUGGAGCGCUUCAAUAAUGAACAGAGACUGCGGCUGCUGCAGUUUGUGACGGGCACCUCCAGCGUGCCGUACGAGGGCUUCACCGCGCUGCGCGGGAGCAAUGGCCUGCGACGCUUCUGCAUCGAGAAAUGGGGCAAGAUCACAUCGCUCCCGAGGGCGCACACAUGCUUUAACCGUCUGGAUCUUCCGCCGUAUCCAUCCUACACCAUGCUGUAUGAGAAAAUGCUGAUUGCUGUGGAAGAGACCAGCACCUUUGGCCUUGAGUGAGGACUUGACACAUAAACCACCUUCCUCCCAGUGACCUUUCCAUGUACACGUAUGUAAUUAUCUAUCUGCGUGGAUCGUGUCCUGUGUCCGUUUCUUUGGUUUGUUCAGGACACCACUGCAUGCAUCAGUCACCUGCGCGGGUGGACAGUGUGUAACGGGUAUCCAAUAGUGAAACAGAAGCCUUCGACCUGCUUUAACACUCAGGGCCUCAACCUCCGCUGGAGUCGCUCUCAGUUCACACAUCAUCAUUUCACCGCAAACCGUCACGGCCAGCAUCCUUUCUGUUGUGCAUUUUCACAUUGACAAGAAUUGUAAAGUUAAAACCAAAUAUGCUCACAGAAAAUAUCUGAUCGAGGUGCCGUAAUUACUGUAAAUGUGUGCACUAGUUCACAUAAUCUCACCGAACACGGCAUCAUCACAGGAAGUGACGUCACUUCGCAGGAGUCAAAGGGGGAAAUGGCAAGCCUGAGCCUUGAUUUGACACUUUUGAUUCAUUCAUUUGUAUUAAUCAAUACAUUUAAAUAUUAAAAUCAUUGAAGCAUCAGACAUGUUUAAGGAUGUUUAAUGCUUCAUGCUGUCUUGUCUGUAAUGUUUGAAUGAAUUUCCAGCGCUGACACAUGAUUGCUUUCAAGAAAUUGAUGUAACAUAUGUUUACUAAAAUGUCAACACUAAAAAUGAAAAAGAAAAAAAAAAAGUCAACACUACAAGCGAAACUCAACAAAUCCAAUCAGAAUAUAUUUAAUGUUAAUUAUACAGCUGUGUGGAGCGGGAUUUUAAACCAAUGAGAUUGCUUUGUGGGCGGAGCCAAUUAGCGUAACAAACUGUAAAAACAAAGAACUGAAAAUGUCUUGUUCGUUGCGUUUAGAUAAGACACUGUGUAAAGGUGCAUUCAUGGUAACGGCGAUUUAUAGUGAACAGGAGCGACAUCAACCAGUGAUGAUGCGAUGUGGGUGUGUACUUUAUGUAAAUGAGUAAUGCAAUGCACUGCCAACGGAAAUGAAGACAUCUUGGAAGUAAAUGCUCAUAAUGAGCAGUUUCAUGUGAUUCUUUACACACUACUGCAGUUUCCUUGAGCAUGGUCAUUUUUAGUGUUACAAUGGAAUGAUACUUUGUUUUUAUUUAUUGUAUUUUUAUGUAUUUAUUUCAGUUUUCAAAAUCAGAUCAUGGGUGUUACUCUCUGCGCUCCCAUUGGCAGUUGCUGCAGCACAUUCGUUGCUCAUUUGCAUAAAGUUAAAAUGUUUUAAAAUUUACUUAAAAGUAAGUUCAGAUUUCCCGAUGCCAUGAUAUGCACUCGCUUUCCCUAAUGUUUAUGAAAUGUGUUUUUGUUUUUCUAUUUAUAUGAUGUCUUUUUAUGACUUAAAUUGGUGAGGGGACUGAAAGAAAUGACAGACCAAAUAGUAAAAAUUGUGCACCACACGUCAUGUUCUUCAGAGCAGUGAGUCAGUUGUUUAUUCAAAAAGGAAAUUGGUUUAAAUGUCAGGACAUGUUUCUUUCAAAUGUCAAGACUUGUUCCUUCUGUGGUUGGUUUAUUGGCGACUAGAUUCGAUUUUUGUGCUGAAGUUUUGAUUAUUGUUCAUGUUUACAUUUUAAGAUGAUGUGAAUGUGUGUAUUAUACAUUGAGAUGCUCAUAAAUUGUCUUAACAUGAUGCCAUUUAAAGGUGCAUGUGUUUCUGUCUAAUCCACAAUUGAUGAAUCAGUCUUUAACUUUUGUCUCCUAAUAUUUCCAUCCCCCCAAAAAAGCAUUGUUUGAAUAUGCAGAAGAAAGGGAAAGUCAUACAGAUUCAAUCAUUAUGUUUUCCUGAAGUUUCCAUUUUUGGGUGAAAUGUCCUUUUAACGCAGCGAUGAAGAACAAGCACGGCAGGCUUUUGAUCGUGUCUGAAAUGUAAUUCUGCUAAAAACAAUUGCAGCUCAAAAUGAACAACACUCAGCUUACGAUAUUAGGAAUGUAGAAAGUGAAUUUGUAUUACUUAUCCCAAUUAAGAAAUUAUAAAAUGUCUGUAUAUCACAUGUGUACAUACUUGCUUGAACAGUCUAUGUAAAAUCUAAAUUUUAAAAUGUGAUGAAUCAAUUAAACAGCCAACAAUUCAUCUUUUUUUUUUUAAAAAAAAACAUGUCUCCAUACGUACUAUUUGCAUAAUGUUAGUUUUCUCAAAUGUAUAUUACUAUGCAUAUUUGGUUGAAAUUGUAAGAAAUGCUACUCUUUGGCACUUGUGGAAGAGGUUUCUUCAUUAGUCAAGACACUUGCAGCCAUUCGACAAUGUGAGAGAAAUGAGAAGGUUCUGGGACAAACUGCCUCUCUAUAAACACGGCAUUCUGGGAAAUGCAGAAGGAUUUGGCUCCUGCUUCCACCUCGGACACGUACACUAGCUUGCAUAUGUCUUUUUACACUUUAAUCUAUGUGUAUGGAAGAGAAUUAGAGCGGAAAAUGUACAAAUGUUUUGAAUUGUGUAUUGAGGUCCCUUAUAGCGCCUCUCUCAGGCUGAGCUCUGUAACUACAGCAUUACACUGUUAACGAAUGUCAAUAAACAAUCACUUUCUAAUGCA
This is a messenger RNA of Cyprinus carpio (common carp), 7140 nucleotides long. RefSeq names its product HECT, C2 and WW domain containing E3 ubiquitin protein ligase 1b (gene hecw1b). Gene Ontology annotation, biological process: regulation of dendrite morphogenesis. Gene Ontology annotation, molecular function: protein binding; ubiquitin-protein transferase activity. Lineage: Eukaryota; Metazoa; Chordata; Actinopteri; Cypriniformes; Cyprinidae. The record is from RefSeq and is a predicted model, not a curated record.